This is a messenger RNA of Anopheles funestus (African malaria mosquito), 3887 nucleotides long. RefSeq names its product collagen alpha chain CG42342-like. The record is from RefSeq and is a predicted model, not a curated record. The coding region runs from base 468 to 2885 and encodes 805 amino acids. NCBI's taxonomy places the organism in Eukaryota, Metazoa, Arthropoda, Insecta, Diptera, Culicidae. The transcript is spliced from 16 exons.
UUCAAAACUUCGACCGAGAAGGGUGCGCGCGCUAGCGUCGGGAAACCUUUCAUCGUAGUGAUUUCGCGCCCACGAAACAUUGUCGCGAUCCGGCGAACCGUCGCGUAUGACCGCUGAUGGUGUUUGUUCCAUUGAUAGUGAUUACCCAUCGCGUGAAGUUUCAGCUGCAGUGCUAAACCUAAGUGGCGGUGUGAAUAAUUGUGUGCCCAAUUAUACAAGAUUGCAACACGUGCAGCGUCCGCAAUCGACGCGGCAAAACGGCGGCGUGAGCCGAAUGAAGGUCCGAUAAUGGAAAUGGUUCUGUGUGUUGCCGGUGAUUCAGUGGUGCGCUCAGUGUCGUGCAUUCCGGCCUUACCAUCCACAGUUCUGGUGGCUUUCCACUUUCCCGGCGUUUAGUGUUUUCGGGGCAAAAGGUGUGCGUGUCUGUGCGCGCGUGUGUGUGUGUGUGUGGCCCUCCCUAAUGCAAGAUGGCAACAAUCGCAGCAAACGCAACGAAGCGCAGUCCGGUACGCGAUUCGGAACCGCCACAACGUGCGAUCCCAACGGGUGAAGUGACGGGUGGGAUGGAACCGCUAAUGGUGGGGGUGGGGCCGGGGUUGCCCGAGGGAGCAAACGCCAAAAAGUGCAAUGCCAAAGUGAGCGGUGCGUUCGGUCGAAGAAAAGGCAGUGGCAGUGGGCUCGAGGGGGGCCGCAAUGCCAAACCGUCCGGGUCGGUCCAUGCGCCCUCGGCCCACUCGCUGAUCAACUACCUGUUCUAUCUCAUGUGCAUCACCGCGCUCGGAGCUACCGUGUACUCCAAUCUGCGCCAAACAUACGUAGAGGAUAAAUUAAGUAGUCUAGUUAGUAUCGAAGACCGGCUCAGCCUGCUCGAGGCUCAGGUGAGCGAUGUAUAUAGGAGGAUCACGCUGCGCAAGAUGGAUGCUGCGGCGGCGGCGGCGGCGACGAUGGCGUCCGGUAUCGGCGAACAGGAGGAGGAAAGCAUGUCCGACGUAGUGCGGAAGAUUUCGCAUCAGAUCGCCGAACUGCCGAGGAUGCGACGCGACCUAUCCGCGCUCAAGGUAUCGCGUAAGGAUCGACAGGCCGCUAUACAGCAGAUCGGCAAUGAGUGCAUGUGUCCACCAGGACCUCCCGGACCACCUGGGCCACCCGGCAAAAGAGGGAAGCGUGGUAAAAAAGGAGACCCCGGCGAUCCGGGCGUUGAGGGACCCACCGGUCCUCCCGGUAAAAACGGACUACCGGGAAUCCGUGGGCCGAAAGGAGAUCGAGGACUUAUGGGUCCGAUAGGAUUAGACGGACCGAAAGGCGAACCGGGACGACCGGGUGACAAGGGCUCGAAAGGUGAAGUUGGCACACCCCCGAUAGACGUGUUCCAGACGGUGAAGGGAUUAAAGCGAUCCGUAACGACACUACGCGGUGGCUCGUUAGGUUACGCAGAAAUCGUAGCCGUGAAGGGUGAACCGGGUGAGCCUGGACCACCGGGACCUCCCGGUCCCCCCGGUACAUCCGGCACAAUCGGUCUGGACGGACGUCAAGGACCGCCGGGUGAUCCGGGACUGAAGGGCGAUCCUGGUCCGCCGGGCGAAAAGGGCCCAGUCGGUAAUCCUGGAACUCCCGGACUGCCGGGCGCAAAGGGUGACCGAGGCGAUAAGGGUGAUCGAGGCCUAACGACACACUUCAAGGGUGAUCAAUUCCCUGCCGGUAUAAUUGAAGGUCCACCCGGACCUCCAGGACCUCCUGGCCCACCCGGCGAUAAGGGUGAUCCGGGACCAGAAGGACCUCCAGGACCACAGGGCGAAAAAGGCCCACGAGGCAAACGAGGCAAACGAGGCCCCGGAAAGGAUGAUGAUUACGAUGAAGCGACACUGACGCAGUUCCGUGGUCCCGUUGGACCUCCGGGCCCACCAGGACCACCGGGCCGUGAUGGAACUCCCGGCAACAAAGGCGAGUCGGGUGAGGUGGGAGCACCGGGCUCGUUGGGACCGCGCGGACUGGAUGGAAUGCCCGGUGAACCGGGCAUCGAGGGUCCACCCGGACUGCCAGGCUAUCAGGGACCUCCCGGUGAAAAGGGAGAUCCAGGAGAUAUUGGACCACCUGGCCUUAUGGGUCCGCCUGGAUUACCGGGCCCACCCGGCUAUCCUGGAGUGAAGGGUGAUAAAGGCGAUCGAGGAGAUUCCAAGUUCCGGAAAAUGCGACGGCGACAGGAUCACGAAGGUAUGGCUGACGAACCUUACCGGGAUGUGGUAUAUGGACCACCGGGACCUCCGGGACCGCCAGGACCGCUUGGCCAUACGGGACCACCGGGACCGCGUGGUUACGAUGGCAAGAAGGGUGAUCGAGGAGAGAAGGGACAGAAAGGCGAAUACGGACCGAUGGGUUUACCGGGUCCGAUGGGUAUGCGGGGAGAUUCUGGUCCAGUGGGUCCAGUGGGUAAACCAGGACAUCCGGGACCGCCGGGACUGGAUGGUAUGAAGGGCGCACAGGGCGAAACCGGCAACAAGGGAGAACGAGGCGAUCCGGGACUACCCGGUACGGAUGGCAUUCCCGGCCAGGAAGGUCCUCGGGGGGAAAAGGGUGGUAAAGGCGAUCCGGGUCCAAUUGGAAAGCGUGGCCGUAAGGGAGAUCGUGGCGAUAAGGGUGAUCAGGGCGUCCCUGGGCUGGAUGCACCGUGUCCCUUAGGGAUGGACGGAUUACCACUGCCAGGAUGUGGUUGGCGUGCUCCGAAAGUGUAUCAGGAACCGAUCUUACCAUCACCACCACACAAGGACUAUCUGCCCGACGUGACAGGCACUGAGAACGAAAGUGAAUAUGUAGAGGAAGAGGACGAUGGAGCACCGGAAACUGAGGACUACGAGGAGGAGUACGUAGAGAACGAAAACGGAAACUGAUCGAACGGAAACAGGAAACUGCUCGCCAGUACAUUCUUCCGUGGUGUGAAAAAGAUUUUAAAAAAAGCAUUAAACAUCCCGUGAAUGUGUGUGGAUCCCAAAAUGAUGGACAUGUUUAAUUUUACCAACAAACAAUCAAAAUUUCUCUACCUGUUUUGGCUGCAUUUAUUUUCUUUUGUGUUUUUUGGUCGAUAUCCAUUUUUCCCAUGCAAGUGAUGUGGUUCGACUUUAAUUCUAUUAUUUGCCGUGCGUUGAUUAAUUUAUUUCGAUUGCCCUGUGUGACCGUAUUCCGAUGGGCAUUCUAAAGCUCUGGGCAAGCUCAACACAAAAACCGAUUCCGAUGUGCAAAAAGGCCAAUGUAUGUAAAUGAAACCUGCAAAAACCGAUGGAAGGAUGGAAGCAAAUGGAGGGAAAAAUAAACUUCCAUCUUCCAUUCUUUCCCUUCCUGUGUCAGCGCCAGCGCGAACACGAAACAAAACGUGUGCCUCGAAAUGAUAGAUGUAAAUUAAUUUAAGCUACAACAAUCCGUAUCAGAUUUUUAUUUUCGCUGCAUAAUUUAUGUGUGCACACACACAUACACACGCACACCGACACGUGAGCAUGCCCGGUGUGUUCCGUGAUUGCUCGCGUCUAUGAUUCAUUUGCGUACGUGCGCUACAUUAUAGCAACGUGGCAACGGUUGACAUUCGCCCAUCAGUGAUAAAUAGUAAACGAGGUAGUUUUAAUCAGCUUUUCACUUUCCCCCACCCGAUCGGGAAGGUAAUUUGCCGAAGCUUGUGUUUUAUUUGUGUAUGCCCAGUACAAGUUUGAUGAUCGUUUAAGAUAUCGCAAAUAUUUGCAGUUUGAGGUUUUCGAAAUCGAAAUGAUAUGAUUGUUGUAAGAAAAACGAAAAACGAUUUUCCUAGCAAUGUAAUUUAAGUAUGGAGAUAAAAUUAUGUAAAAAUAAAACAGGGUAAAAUUGCUAUUGCUAUAACGUGUGUCAUAUUCACACCCUUUAUUAAA